Jatropha curcas is the source of this 1787-nucleotide messenger RNA. Its product is annotated as ATP citrate lyase (ACL) family protein. Gene Ontology annotation, cellular component: succinate-CoA ligase complex; mitochondrion. Gene Ontology annotation, molecular function: succinate-CoA ligase (ADP-forming) activity; metal ion binding; ATP binding. The record is from RefSeq and is a predicted model, not a curated record. Gene Ontology annotation, biological process: succinyl-CoA metabolic process; tricarboxylic acid cycle. Lineage: Eukaryota; Viridiplantae; Streptophyta; Magnoliopsida; Malpighiales; Euphorbiaceae.
AAAUGUUGGGGUUGCAAAUGAAAUAAGCCAAGUGAAAAAUCCACGCUAGGGUCCGUCUUCUUUUUUGUUCUUGACCCGAUCGCUUCUGAUUCCGGUAGCUCUCUCCUAUUUCUCUCUCCCUCCCUCUCUCUCGUUCUCUAUAACAUUUCCGUAUCUAGGGUUGAAGUUUCUCUCUGUUAAGAAGAACAAUGAGAGGAUUGCUAAACAAACUAGUUUCUCGCUCCCUCUCUGUCGCCGGAAAAUGGCAGCAGCAGCAACUCCGCCGUCUUAACAUUCACGAAUAUCAGGGAGCUGACUUGAUGAGCAAAUAUGGGAUCAAUGUUCCAAAAGGAGUAGCUGUUUCAUCUGUCGACGAGGUUAAAAAAGCAAUUCAAGAUGUAUUUCCAAAUGAAAGUGAGUUGGUGGUUAAGAGCCAAAUUUUGGCCGGUGGACGAGGCUUAGGAAAAUUUAAGAAUGGCUUUGAGGGUGGAGUUCAUAUUGUUAAGGCUGACAAGGUUGAAGAGAUAGCUGGAAAGAUGCUUGGUCAAAUACUUGUUACCAAGCAAACUGGUCCUCAAGGAAAAGUUGUCAGCAAGGUUUACCUGUGUGAAAAGUUAUCGCUCGUGAAUGAGAUGUACUUUGCUAUCAUGCUGGAUCGUCAAACUGCUGGACCACUUAUCAUUGCCUGUAAAAAGGGUGGAACAAGCAUUGAAGACCUUGCAGAGAAAUUCCCUGAUUUAAUUAUCAAGGUGCCAAUUGAUGUAUUUAAAGGAAUCACUGAUGAAGAUGCUGCAAAAGUUGUGGACGGUUUAGCCCCAAAGGUGGCUGAUAGAAAGGAUUCAAUUGAGCAAGUUAAGAAAUUAUACAAGCUUUUUCACGAGCGCGAUUGUACAUUGCUGGAGAUAAAUCCCAUUGCAGAAACUUCUGAGAAACAGUUGGUAGCUGCUGAUGCUAAGUUGAACUUUGAUGAUAAUGCUGCUUUCCGUCAGAAGGAGAUUUUUAGUCUCCGGGAUCCAACACAAGAAGAUCCUCGAGAGGUGGCUGCUGCCAAGGCAGAUUUGAAUUAUAUUGGUUUAGAUGGAGAAAUUGGUUGCAUGGUGAAUGGUGCUGGAUUAGCAAUGGCUACAAUGGAUAUAAUUAAAUUGCAUGGGGGAACUCCUGCCAAUUUUCUUGAUGUCGGUGGAAAUGCUUCUGAAAACCAGGUGGUUGAGGCAUUUAAAAUAUUAACUUCGGAUGAUAAGGUUAAAGCAAUAUUAGUGAACAUAUUUGGAGGAAUUAUGAAAUGUGAUGUGAUAGCAAGCGGAAUUGUUAAUGCAGCCAAACAGGUUGCACUAAAAGUACCAGUGGUGGUUCGUUUGGAAGGUACUAAUGUUGACCAAGGAAAGAGAAUACUUAAGGAAAGUGGAAUGACACUAAUUACAGCAGAAGACUUGGAUGAUGCUGCAGAGAAAGCAGUAAAAGCAUUAUCUAGUUAAGAAAUCAAGAAAUGAAGCCAUUCUGGUCGUUGCUGUUUUCAGAACUCUCCAAAUGAAUUUUGGUGAAUCAAAUGUGUUGAAUCUUGAACAAUAACAUAACAGGGAUGAGGGUUAUUACCUGUUCGAAUUUUUUUAUCUCCUUUUACAAUAUUGAGCUUUUGUGGUUAGCAAAUUCAUGUUGAUCUCUUUGGAUGUUAUAGGUGAUGAAUAAACCCGCAAGCCUACUCGUCAAGAGUCACCAUUCUUUUUUACAAUUUUUCUGUUUUGUCUUGCAAGGAAGGAUGCUGAUGAAAUGAUAAAGUUGGAAAGUUUUAAGACAGGUCUCAUUAACAA